Molecule: messenger RNA, 3919 nt
Organism: Centruroides sculpturatus (bark scorpion)
Lineage: Eukaryota; Metazoa; Arthropoda; Arachnida; Scorpiones; Buthidae
Product: piggyBac transposable element-derived protein 4-like
Exons: 2
Coding region: 115-1770 (551 amino acids)
Source: RefSeq, a predicted model, not a curated record
CUGACGUCACACUGUAAUUGAAAACAAAGGUUGAAACGUGACAUUUUUAGGCCUAUCAGAGCACGAAGAUAGAAAAGGUUUCUGUGAUUAAUAUUUAAAUCGUUUCUGUAAACAAUGGACGAAGAGGUUGAACCUUCGACACAUAACAAAAAGAAGCGGAAAUUUAUAGAUUCAUCGGACAGCGAGAGUCUGUGGAGUUCAUCAUCGUAUAGCGAUGACAGUGAAGACGAAGAAGAAGAAGAAGAUGAUGAUGAUGGUGUCGUUUACGUUGAUGAACACAGAGAAGAUGAUUGGGUGGAUACACCAGGACAAAUAGAGCCAUUUCCUGCUCACAAUCGAGGCGUAAUACAUAAAGAUUUUGGCGAAAACCCCACACCUAAAGAUAUAUUCGAUCAUUUAUUCCCACAAGAAUUAGUAGAAUUAAUAGCGAAUGAAACAAAUGAAUGCGCAAACCAAUAUACCAAGUUACGGCGAAAGAGUGUAGAAAAAAGUUGGACAGAUACAAAUCCUGAUGAAAUAAGAGUACUACUCGCAUUAAUUAUACUUCAGGGUAUCGUCGUCAAACCAACAAAUCGUAUGUACUACAGUCAGAAUAAAAUUAUCCAAACUCCUUUUUUCAAUGAAGUAAUGAAACGUGAGAGAUUUGAUCUGUUGACGGCAUUUCUUCGUUUCAAUAAAAAACAGGAGAGAAGUAAAUCAAAUUCAAAUUACGACCUACUUCAGAUAAAACCAGUAUUAAAUAUGCUUUCGGAAAGGUGGCAGUCGACUUACACUCCGGAGAGGGACGUAUCUAUCGACGAGAGCCUGUUGCAGUGGAAAGGGCGCUUUAAAUGGAAGAUUUAUGUACCGAGGAAGAGGAAUAGGCUGGGGAUAAAGUCGUACAAGUUAUGCGAAUCGUCUACCGGAUACGUAUACACUUUAAUGAUAUAUUCUGGAGAUAAAACUGCCAUUCCCGACAAGAUACAAGAUAUUGACCUCGAAAAUUUUGAUAAACCUGCUCAAAUAGUGUUGACCCUGAUGGAAAGCUUGCUGAAUCAAGGACACAGAUUAUAUGUUGAUAAUUUUUACGCAUCACCUAAGCUGUUUGAUGCCUUGGUGGAGAAGAAAACGGAUGCGGUCGGUACCGUUAGACGCAACAGGAAAGGUAUGCCAAAGAAGUUGACGCUUCGAAAUGACACAUUAGCGGCAUACUAUCGGAAAAAACUAAUGGCUUUAAAAUGGUUAAGUAGAAGGGAAGUAUAUAUGCUGUCGACCGUUCACGAUGAUAGUAUGAAAACUUACAAUAAUAUUUGUAAACCCGAAGUUAUUAUUGAUUACAAUAGAGGAAUGGGAGGAGUUGACCUUUCUGAUCAACGGAUCACAAACUAUUCCCUUGCAAGGAGAAAAACAAAAAAAUGUUAUAAAAAGUUUUUUUUUCAUCUUUUAGAUAUCACCAUCUUGAAUUCUUUCAUCAUUUAUAAAAAAUGCGGUCACGACAUUACUCAUCUGAAAUUCAGACUAGAGUUAAUCAAGGACCUAAUUGAUCAUCAUUUAAGAAGAACUUGUAAGAAAACAAAUUUUAAAUCUAUGAGAACUGACAUGUCUUUGAGACUAGUAGGAAAACAUUUUCAUUCUUACAAUUCUCAAUCUGGGAGGCAUGUUUAUCGUAGGUGUGUUGUUUGUUCUGCAAAUCAUAUUCGGAAACAAACUAAAUGGCAUUGUCAGCAGUGUCACGUCGCUUUAUGUGUAGUACCAUGUUUUGAAAUAUUUCAUACGCAGGAACAUUUUUAAUACAUUUUACUAUAUAAAAGGUCUUUUUAUCCUUGUUUCCAUCUGGAAAAUUUAAAGAUUAUAUUUAUAUGAAUUAUAAUUUUUUAAACCUCUGUUGUGUAGAGGAUGGAUACACAAUUUGUCUUCUGUGCUACGAGAAUACAUAUUUUAUAAAUAAGAUUGUCACCUUCAUAAAGUUUUAAUUACCUUCAGUGUUUAAUAAAUUAGUUAAAAGCAAUUGUGUGUACAGUGUUUAUAAUGUAGUUAACAUAGAGACAAGUAGAAUUUGGACCAUCUAACCCAUUCUCAUCACAAGUUAUGCUUUCAAGCGUAGAUAACUUAUGGCAUGCAUGCUCUGUAAAGUGUAUGGGAUAAUUUUUUAUGGCCCACCACACCAAAAAAGGAAAGCAAAAGUUACGCCAAUCUAAAAUAACAUUGCUGAAUAUCCUACUUCGGUUGACGAAAGAGUGAGAUCCUUAUCUUCUGCUGUUUAAAAUUCAUUCAUCUGUAUUAGAUAAAUGAGGUUUAUGGUCUCAUUGAGGAAAGAUGAACCUUAUAGGAAGGUAUCCCACUACUUCUCUCGCCAUGCCUCUCAUGUUUACCAUGUAUGAUAACCAUAGUCACAGGAUAUGAAGCAAAAUUAGGGUUGCCGUUCUCCAUUUUGAAAACUUAUCACGCUUCUUCCAGAAAAAGGAUCCGGGUACCCAUUAGUGGAUAAACCAUUGAAUGCACCUCAACGGUUUUUUUCACGUGUCUAACAUUACAAUUGGAGACAGUUUCCCAUAGAAAGCGCACACCAAAUGGAUAAAACCACUGAACACCUCUACUUGUGGGUUCGUGCCUCGACAAUGCGCUAACGGCAUGGAGUUUUCCGUGGUUUUUUUUUCAGUUUAGUAAUUCCUAAAUAUGAACCAGUUUCCCAUAGAAAGUUUACUCAGAAUGCUCUCCCCUGGCGUUGCCAUAUUUCAUCCAUCCAACGCAAUGUAACGCCGUUAGGACCUCGUACAGUACUUAAAACCACCGUGGAUAUGAUAUAGACAGAAGCUCAAAUGUCUUCUCACCUAGGCCUAAAACUAUUGUGGUUUUGGGUUUGGGCUUCAAUCCCACCAGCGGUCGAAUGGGUGAAAUUAUUGGAUUUUGGUAAUUGGUCACGGGUCGCGUUUACCAACCGGAUAGUCACUUGAUUUUCCUCGUUUUCUUCGCAUAAAUGGGGGCAAUUUUCACAUAGAAAGUCCCUGGGAAGCGCAAACGUUGGCAGAUCUCCAUUUGUUGCUUUACCACUAAACCAAACGAACCCAUAUUUCUUACAAUAAUUCUCCUUGUCCUUGGUCACGCAAGAAACAAAAGUAAUAAUUAGAUAACAAUAUUUCCUUCUAUUGUGACGACAUUCCUACCUACCAUGACCCCGCAGAUAGGGGUGAGCUUUGUUUCUUUCCAAGUAUAGAAGUAUUAACAGGGCCAUAGAGGAAAACAAAUACCUGUAAAAUGUGCAUACGUUUUCAUUAUAAGGUUAAUAGAGAAUUUAUUAUCUUUUAGAGAAUCAAAUAAUUUUGUUAGCGAAGAUCUGUGGAAGUUUGGUCGCUAUUUAUGUAUUUCAUAAAUAAAUAGCCUCUUAAUUUGACGAACAAAAUACCCUCUAAAUAUGGUGAGAAGUGAGGGAAAUUCCCUUAAUUAUGGUGAUAGAUAAAGGGAACAUCCGUAAAUGUAGUGAGGGAUAAAGAAAAUGCCCCUAAACAUGUAGAGAAGUAAGAAAAUAUCCCCUAAAUAUGGUGAGAGGCAAAGGAAAAUGAGCUACAUUACUGCACAAUAUUUUAUUUUUCCAUAAAAGAUAUCAAUAAAACAAUUAAUAGACAAAAAUUAUUCGCGUGAGCUGUAUAAUUAAUCAUAUUUAUUUUUUACAUUUUCAUGAGAGAAACAUUUUAUUCCCUUAUUAUUAAUAAUACACGAGAAGACAGAAGAACAUUUAAAGAGAGUAAUGCUUUGUUACCACGGUAGCAUCGGGUAUGUGGCUGUAGCCAAUGGUAAGAUCGAACACGUGUGACGUUGUACACAAGUGUUGCUGUGACACACGCGAUGAUCUUUCUAACAUUUCCUUCAGGGAGAAAUAAAUCACGUGAUGCAAUCGGACUAAUCAAAAUCAUGCAAAUACACGAAAUAUUAGCAAUUAUUU